Alternaria arborescens is the source of this 3975-nucleotide messenger RNA. RefSeq names its product ATP-dependent DNA helicase. The record is from RefSeq and is a predicted model, not a curated record. The coding region runs from base 1 to 3975 and encodes 1324 amino acids. Gene Ontology annotation, molecular function: four-way junction helicase activity; ATP binding; four-way junction DNA binding. The transcript has a single exon. Lineage: Eukaryota; Fungi; Ascomycota; Dothideomycetes; Pleosporales; Pleosporaceae. Gene Ontology annotation, biological process: interstrand cross-link repair; replication fork reversal; double-strand break repair via synthesis-dependent strand annealing.
AUGGAUGACAAUGACGAGUACGGCGACGAGUUCGACGACACCGAGUUUCUCGAUGCCGCAACACAAGCUGAAAAAGAGAACACGCCUGCAUUCCUGCCUUCUCCAAGGCCAGCCAAGCGACGCAGGAUCAGCAAAGUAAAUGAGCGUACAGAGUCCGUUCCGCGCAAGACACGCCAUGGACGUCGCCGAGGUCCUUUUGUUUCGUCUGACGAAGAUGAAGACGCUUUUGAUGAAUCCGAUCGGACGUUGUCAGAUACAGGCAGCAAAAGUGUCUCAUCCCCAGAGAGCGCACCUGCAAGUCGUAAGAAGAGGGCUCAGUCGAACAAUUACGAUGAUGAAGAUGCGUCGCCUAUCAAAGAGUCCGCUGCAGAUAAGCGGAAAGAGUGCAUCCAUGUGUCGACCACCAAUGUGGAAAUGCCAGACAUGUUUCUAACACAACCACCUCAGACAUAUUCCCCACCGUGGAAGCCGAGAGGAGCGAUUUGGGCAAAGCCUACUACCACAAUCGGUGUGCAUAAGCCAUCUGAAUCUAAGAAGUCGGCUGGGUCGAACACCACGAGCAAUAUCUCUUUACCGGGUAGACAGUCAACAUCGUCUCGUCCUGCGCCACACGCGCCCUCGUCUCCUAUCCUUCCAGACUCGCCCAUUGAGAUCGAUGAAUCCCCCAAACUACCGGUUCGCACUGCAAUUGCGACUGCAUCAGGUGACUACGACUAUGCCCAAGACCUCGCAGAUCUCCCGUCCGAUGCUUUUGCCUCGUCCUCUUCGUCGCCACAAAAACAGGGAGAUGUGGAGGUAACCAGUGCUCGAAAGCGUGUCGUUGCACCUCUGACCGGCCUACGACAGACUACUUUAUUUGGUCGUGCUGGUAUCGAUGGCACAAUACCUGCUACUCAAGUAAACAAGCGUUACAACUUUGUUGUCGAUCAGAAGGCCGAGCCACCCACUCACCACAAGCUAGAUCCAGAAGCGAUCAAGACUUGGGUCUAUCCAACAAAUCUUGGAACUAUCCGAGACUAUCAGUUCAACAUCGUUCAAAGAGGUCUUUUCAAUAAUCUGCUUGUGGCUCUUCCAACUGGUCUUGGUAAAACAUUCAUUGCAGCCACCAUCAUACUCAACUGGUUUCGAUGGACCACCGACGCACAGAUUGUAUUCGUUGCCCCAACGAAGCCGCUCGUUGCACAGCAAGUGGAGGCUUGCUUCAACAUUGCAGGCAUACCACGCUCAUACACCACAAUGCUUACUGGAGGCGUGUCGACAGGACUACGAGCGGAGGAGUGGAAGGAUAAAAGAGUCUUUUUCAUGACGCCUCAAACACUUUUGAACGACUUGAAGUCUGGGUAUGCAGAUCCCAAGAGGAUAGUAUUGUUAGUCGUUGAUGAGGCCCACCGAGCGACCGGCGCUUACGCAUACGUGGAAGUUGUUAGCUUCCUUCGCCGAUUCAAUUCGAGUUUCCGGGUAUUAGCACUAACAGCCACACCUGGUGCUGAUGUAGAGGCCGUCCAGAAGGUCAUCGAUGGCCUCGAUAUUUCCAAGGUUGAGAUUCGAACGGAGAAUUCUAUGGAUAUAUGCAGUUAUGUGCAUCAACGCAAGAUCGACAAGCAAGUUUUCCAGAAUACAGAUGAGAUGGAGAUGUGCAUGGACUUGUACAGCGAAGCACUGCAGCCCUUAGUAAACACUAUCGCAGGACUCAACGCUUACUGGAGCAAGAACCCCCGCGAUCUGACGCCUUUUGGCUGUCAGCAAGCCAAGAAGAAGUGGUUUCUAGAAGUCGGCCGCAAUGCCAACCGCGGCCUUCAGAGUACAGUUCACACUAUCUUCGCUAUCCUGGCAUCAAUCUCACACGGAAUGGAUUUGCUGAAAUACCACGGUAUGGGUCCUUUCUAUAUCAAAAUGAAGGAAUUUCAGGACGAAGCUGCUAAAACGAAGUCCAAGUAUAAGAAGCAGGUCCUUGACAGUGACGCUUGGAAGAAGCUGAUGGUGCGUCUCCAAGGGUGGAUCACGGAUGAUAAUUUUGUUGGGCAUCCGAAGCUAGAGUACCUGCAGCAAGUCAUUCUGGAUCACUUUGUGAAUGCAGGUGAUGGCAGCAACGUUGAUGGUGCGCCUUCAUCACAAACGAGAAUCAUGGUAUUCGCCCACUUUCGUGAUAGCGCCGAAGAGAUCGCACGCAUCCUUAAGAGACAUCAUCCGAUGAUCCGCCCACGCAUCUUUGUUGGACAAGCACACGGGAAGAACUCGGAAGGCAUGUCGCAAAAAGACCAGCUGGAGGCUAUCGAGAAGUUCAAGAACGGUGAAUUCAAUACGUUGAUUGCGACAUCAAUUGGUGAAGAAGGACUGGAUAUUGGUGAGGUUGAUCUCAUUAUCUGUUACGAUUCGAAAGCAUCGCCAAUUCGCAUGCUGCAGCGUAUGGGUCGUACAGGUCGAAAACGUCAGGGACGAAUUGUGAUGCUCCAGAUGCAAGGCAAAGAAGAGAACGAUGCAAACAAGGCAAAUGAUAGCUACCUCAAGAUGCAGGAACUCAUCGCGGAUGGAGGGCACUUCAAUUUCCAUGACGACGUCUCUCGCAGAAUCUUACCACCAGAUGUCAAGCCGGUUGUUGAGCGGCGCGUGGUGGAUAUCCCAACCGAAAAUACUCAGAAAGACUGGCUACCGGAACCGAAGAAGGGAAGGCGGACCAAGAAGCCUCCCAAGAAGUUCCAUAUGCCCGACGAUGUGAUUACCGGCUUCGUUACUGCAGGCCGUAUGGGUGAAGAAAUCGUGCCCAAAGCCCGAGGGAAGAAAGCUGCAGCACCCGUUUAUCCAAGCGAGACAGCAUUCGAGAUGCCAUCACUGGAUUCGGUGCUACUAGACGAUGUAGCGGCUCAAGACCUCGAGAGACGGUACCAGACUGUUUUUGACGACGAUGACGCCCCUAUGGUGGGCGUGCUAGACCUGAGUAAAUUUCCCGAGCGGCAGCGCGUCCUGCCUUACAAGAAUGGACGAAUCGGACCAGGUCGCGUGACACGGGCUUUUGCCAGUACUAUGCAGCGCAUGCACGAUAUGGAAACUGACCGCCUGGAAAAGUUCCAGCGGGACCUGCACUAUUCGGAUUGCGAAUCAGAUGCGGAUGACGGUCUCGUCGUGUCGAAUACUGAAGUAGCGUCCGUGAUUCCGGAAGACAUUCAGGAGGACAUGUGGGAAGACGAUCAACCUGCAUCACAAGGCCUUCCGACUACCAAAGCAAAAGCAAAGCCUGGCCCGAAGCCCAAAGCAAAGGCACCGGCGAAACUGAAGGAGAAAGCACCGCCAAAAGAGAAGACGCCGCCGAAACCAAAAGAAAAGUCAGCACCAAAACCCAAAGAGAAGCCGGCUCCGAAGACCCCUAAGACUCCAGCACCUCGUGCUCGAACCCGAAAAGAGAAACCGGCUGCAGAGACGCCAAUCCCAUACCCCGAAACAGCGGAUGAAACACCAAGAACAAAGACGCCCAACUGGCGCGUGUCUAAUCUUGCUCAGGAAGGCGACGAAUCAUCCCCGCCACCGACAGAUCCCCGUUUCCACCUCCCAUCCCAAGCUGACACAAUCGGAUCUGACGACACGAUGGGGGCGGACGAACCGGAGGAUCCACUGGCCUGGCAGAACGUGUCGGAACUGGCUAGUUUCAUCGUCGAAGAAGAUGAAGAAGAGGUGGUUCCAACCUCUAGUCUACCUAGUAUUGACAUGUUUGGCGUUGGGGCGGGAACUCAAGCAGUCGUCAAAGCUGCCAGACCGAAGAGGACACCCAGGCGUGAAAAGCUGUUUACCAGCGACAUCACUGAUGACGACGCAAUUGUCAGUAGUGACAGUGAUGAUGACGCACCGGUCAUCAGACGUGGUGCUGGCGCGAGUAAGAAGGAAGCAGUCGUUGUCGAUUCUAAUUCCGAGGCGGAAGAAGACGAGCCUAUUGUUCCCAGGAAGAGAGGCAGGCGAAUCAUUGUCGAUGACUCAGAUGAGUGA